AUGGUCUUCAAGAUCUUGGAUAUCCAGAAAGAUUGGGAGCAAGUCCCCUAUGUCAAGAAGCCCCGCCAACUUUUCAUUACGAGAUUCCCGGUGCUUGCCGCCAAAGUUGAAGAGUUCUUCACUGGCUUGGUGGAAUCUUUGGCAUUGGCGGGACGUACCCAGGAUGAACUACAGAAUUUAAGGUCUCAAACUCAAAGUGCUGAACAACAUCCACGAAUGAUUGACCCCCUAAAUGCUCUGAAUUACCGUCCUGGGACGCCACAGAAGUUUAGCGAGCUCAGUGAUCAUGAUUUUCCACUAUUUAUCACAUUCGACCAGGCAGGUAGUCUUUUGCUGAAUGAUAUUCAAGUCGACUACUCGAAAGGAUGUGAUUGUCUCAUCGACUCAGAAGAAUGUGAUCGUCUCACCAACUCAAAAGAAUAUGGUCGCCUCAAGUUCAUACUUGAUAAGGUGGUAAACGACGAGUCUUCGUUCAUAACGUAUGAGAUCUUUAGGGUGCAGUACUGGCCCCGACUAUGCGACACUUACCGAAGUUCAUUGUCACGACAUUUCGGACCGUGGCUUGUCUUUGGUGAAUUUAUGGGUGUUAUCAAAGGAUCCGAGAUUGCUUUCCAUAGUCCCAAUGGAAUCCUGGAUCGACAAACAUACGUGAAUCUCACCGCUCGUGCUUACCCUGUGUUUGCAGAAGACAGGGAUCUACUGUACAGCGCCUUUGAAUUAUAUUCCGAAUUGAAGCGUGAACAAUACAAUUACGACAUGGCCGACAGGACGUAUGCGAUUUUGAAAGCGCUAUCGUGCAAGUGCGACACUUGGCGCAAAACUUGGUGCAAUGCCUUGAAAGAACACCUCGUGGACUACCUGUACGUUGAUGAAGUGCAGGAUAACUUGAUCAUCGACACUAUUUUCUUGAGAAGCCUCUGCAGGAAUGCAGAAGGGCUGUUCUGGGCUGGCGACACGGCUCAGACUAUAUCAGCCGGGUCCAGUUUUCGAUUUGCAGACCUGAAAGCGUCCAUUCAUUGCGCUGAGGCAGAAGGGAGGCUGGGAAUUCAAAAGUCUUGCUCAAAACCUGAGAUGUUCGAGCUUGCCAUUAACUAUCGCUCGCAUAGUGGCAUCGUCAACUGUGCACAGUCAGUUGUGAAACUCAUAACUCACUUUUGGCCAGAGUCAAUCGACGUGCUAAAACCUGAACGAGCCAUGCUCGGUGGCCCAAAGCCUGUCUUUUUCGUGGGGUGGCAGGAUGAAAUCUUCCCAUAUGACUCGUUCUUCUCUGGCCUUAAGGGUAAUUGGGAGCUCGGUGCAGAACAAUUUACCGCACGCGAGCAGAUCAAGGAACGAUUUGGAGAUAUAGCCACCAUCCUCACUCUCCAAGGCAGCAAGGGCCUGGAGUUUGACGAUGUAUUCCUCUACAACUUCUUUGAGAACUCUAGUGCCACGCUCGCCCAGUGGUAUUCUUUGUUACGCGAUGUGAGCAGAAGUCCACAUUCUGCCUUGUGUACCGAAUUGAAGAAUCUCUAUGUGGGUAUCACCCGGGCCCGGAAGAGAUUAUACAUCUUGGACCAUUCCCAAAAAUGUGUACCAAUGAGGGUGCUCUGGUCGAAGGAGGACCUUAUCGACAUCGCACCUCCGGGGGCCAAUAUACGCCAGUACGCUCACAAUUCAACCACAGAGCAGUGGGCUGCAUCUGGAUAUAAACUAUUCAACGCUGGACAAUUCCAACAAGCCAUUCGUUGCUUCGAACGCGGGAACCGGCCUGAGCAACUCCAGAUAGCCCGUGCAUACCAACUGCGUGAGAACGCAGUGUUGACCUUUCGGGCUGGUGAACGCCAGAAGGCGUUUCUUACCGCAGCGGAAGCGUUUGUCCGGUGUGCGGAUGAUGCUCUUGGCACCCGAAAAUUGGGCUUUUAUGGUCAUGCAGCGAAGUGCUAUGCAUCGGCUAAUGAUUUCCUCAAAGCAGCGAAACUUUACACCGAUGCUAAUGAUUUUGCUGGAGCUGCCAUGCAAUAUCACAAAGCUGGCCGCUUCGAUGAGAUAGCGCAAAUUCUCUAUCACCAUCACGAGAAAAUCAGUGCGAGCUACAGAGACGAGUUACUUUUUAUAUGCGUUGUGCACUACUAUCAUCGCAAUAGGCUUAGGCCACCUGUCCCCUUGUUCUCUUCAACAGACGAAGUGUUGAAAUACCUGGAAGGAAAAGGUCUACAUAAGGCCCGCAUGGAUCUCUUGGAAUCGUACAAGAGGUUUUUCGAGGUGGCCGAGCUUCAGCUUAGCCAUGGACGGUUAUGUGAUGCCAUCCAAACCCUCCUCGAACAUCAAGACAACCCCUGUGCAGUGCAGCGCGCCGUUAACAUUGCACUGGGCACUCUAUGGCGGGCGUGUUCCUUUGAUACUCCGGUCCAGGAGAUCUUGCAAAACAAGGGAUCCGACGCUCAUCGGGUUUUGAAUUGUAUACAAAGCGUCUCCCUUGAACACGUGAAGAUCUCAGAUAGCGGACAAAUCCGGUUUUUCCGUGCCGUCCAGAAAUCCCCGUCUGCUGAGGAGGUUUAUCAACUAGGAGAGGAAUUCUCCGAUCGAGGAGAACAUGCCUUGGCACUCAUGGCAUUCGACGUCUUCUAUUCACGGAUGCCCACCCUUCACUCCGUACAUCCUUCAAAAUUUGAUACCUUCCUCAAACGCUUCGAAAAAUAUGUUCGCCUUCUAGCGUCUGUUAUCUCUGACGAGACACCUUUCCGGGCUACUGACCCCCAAGUGAGGAAAGUCUUCGGUAUCGUUCCAUUAUCCGAUUACAACUACUCCAUUACGGGCGGCACGUUCCUCCACAGAAGGUUCACAGAAAAUCGAUACCUGGCUGCAGAAAUUAACCGCCUGUUGAAAGUCCACUUGAAAGCACACCUACGCAAAAAAGUCCUGGAGGAGUAUGAUAUAUCCUGUCUCUCUCAGGCUUUUUCUACCCAGUGCCCAUACUUCGUUCUGCACCGCCGUCGUUGCCAGCAGAAACACUGUAACCGACACCAUGUGCCGAUGAUGUCGUUGGAUGCAGCGUUGUACAAUAUGAAGGUCAACGUUCAUCUCCAACAAAUACGCAUUUUGGACUUGAUGUUUUCUGCUGUGGGAGAUGAUGAAGACUGGUUAGUAAGCAUGGUAGCCGCAUUGCGCCGUUUGUAUGCGGCGAUAUGCCCCCCCAUUUACAUCGAAGGUUCCAUUGCCGAUCUCGACUGGAACGCCAUCCGUAAUACCACGGGAUGCGGCCGCGUUGUCCAGAAAUGGAUUCCAAAAACAGUCGAAUACCUGAAACCCACUGUCAAUCGGGUGAAUGACAUCGGGUACUUGAUGAGUAUCAUCCGUGUUACUUGUUUGCAUAGAGCGUUUGGUGGAACGUGUCACCUGCAGAAAUAUGUCUCACGCGAAAGCUGCCGCAUUCCUUAUGAACCGGCCUUAACGGAGGAAAAUAAUGUGUCGGCAGAUGUAGUUGCGUCCCUUACCGAGUUGGAUCCAACCCGCGGAGUGCGAGCUCUUUGGUUCCUGUUACUGAAUGGCGUUGGUAUGGAUUUGUCGGUUGUAUGCAACUUUGCAGAGGAAAUCUGUAGUACAUUCAUCUCAUCACUACGUCCCUCUGGAGGUCCUUCCCCACUCCACGAUCUCGUCGUUCCACGAAGAUGGAUAAUGAAUCCGAGCAAGCCCACGGUUCACAGAAAUACAAUUCUGCACUUCCUAAACUAUGUGCGGCGUCUAAUGAAUAUCCUCCGUUCCGGAAGGGCUCGUACGAAAUUUGACUUGCUUUCAAGUGAAGAGUCAUUCGUGGAUGUCAUGGUAACUCAAAUGUGCCGCAUGCUCUACAUUUUGGGGUACAACGUGCGUGACGUAGGACUUAGCAAAGCGAUCGCGGAGAUUCUAUUGCUGCCAUCUCUCGAAGUGGACAAUACGCGCGAACUAUCACCACAGAUCCAACGGCACUUUGCCAACCAGCGCCUGCAGUACCUGGAGACAAUCCGGGCAUUAGAUACUGGAUCUCCUAUCCGGGAUCUAAUUCAUCUUGUGCACAAGGAUGGCCGUAAUCCCAACCCCCCAGUCCCCGCAUGGAUUCCACGGCUCGUCUUUAAGCACGUUGGGGACAUUUCUCGCCAAAUGAACCGGGAUCAAGUCUUUUGAUUGGUAAUGGACGAGUGUAGGUUAUGGUCAGGGUGACUGAUUUUGAGACGAGAAGUAUAUUGUAUGUACCAUCGUCCUGCGAGGUGGAAUAUCUUUUUUGUACAACAUGAGGUGUCGGUACUGUGUACAGAUACUGCGCUACGGAACACCGAUAUUGAGGCGAGUCUCCAGCCCUUCGGUAUCAUCAAAGGCAG
This is a messenger RNA of Pisolithus orientalis, 4337 nucleotides long. RefSeq lists its product as uncharacterized. The transcript is spliced from 22 exons. Gene Ontology annotation, molecular function: hydrolase activity; ATP binding. NCBI's taxonomy places the organism in Eukaryota, Fungi, Basidiomycota, Agaricomycetes, Boletales, Pisolithaceae. The record is from RefSeq and is a predicted model, not a curated record. Bases 1 to 4143 code for a protein of 1380 amino acids.